AUGAUCGUUUUAUGUUGGGGACCUGGAAUGUGUACAAACAUUCAUGACCAUUCUGGCUCGCAUUGCUUUGUGAAGAUGCUUGAAGGUGAACUUAGGGAAACAAGAUUUGCUUUUCCUGAAGAGAAUUCUUCGAUAGGACCGUUGGCAAAAAUUGGAGAGUCAACAAUGUCACUGAACGAUGUCAGCUACAUGAGCGAUCAGCUUGGACUUCAUCGAAUGGAAAAUCCAAGUCAUUCGGAAAAUGCUGUGAGCUUACACGUUUAUUCACCGGCAUACGAUAAAUGCUAUCUGUUCGAUCAGAGAACAAAAAUCUGUGUAUCUGCUGGUUCAGGCCAACGACACGUCUCUAAGGUGACAUUCUGGUCUCGUUAUGGAAAGCUGUCAGACACUACAGAUGUACCGUUUGAUCGCAUUCAAACUAGUUCGAGAAGAGGAUAA
Molecule: messenger RNA, 438 nt
Organism: Strongylus vulgaris
Lineage: Eukaryota; Metazoa; Nematoda; Chromadorea; Rhabditida; Strongylidae
Source: the annotation of a GenBank genome assembly